CUUUAACAUCAGUGCGGUCUACCACUCGAAAAAUAAAUCAUCAUGGAGCACACACGGCAUCACAUGUUACUGUUGUCCAUCCUGUUGGUGAUUCAAGGUUUUGUUGGGCUGCAAGCUCAAGAGAAUGGUGAGGUCAAUGACACAUGGGCUGGGAAAACCUGCAAGUGCGAAUGCGAUUAUCCGUCGAGCAAGCUGCCUUCCAAAGGUUCAAGAACAAACUGGGCACAGGAGAUGGACUGCAUGCCAGAGUGCCCUUACCAUAAACCUCUAGGUUUUGAGGCUGGAUCUGUGACUUCAGAUCAGAUCAGCUGCUCAAAUGAAGACCAGUACGCAGGCUGGUUCUCCUCCUGGACCGCAAACAAGGCGAGGCUCAACAGCCAAGGAUUUGGGUGUGCCUGGCUGUCUCAGUUCCAGGAUAUAAACCAGUGGCUUCAAGUUGACCUGAAGGAAGUCAAAGUGGUUUCUGGUAUCCUGACCCAGGGCCGAUGUGACGCUGAUGAGUGGAUUACAAAGUACAGUGUGCAGUACCGCACCAAUGAGAAACUUAACUGGAUCUACUACAAGGACCAGACAGGAAACAACAGAGUCUUCUAUGGAAACUCUGACCGCUCAUCCACAGUCCAGAACCUUCUGCGCCCACCUAUCAUAACACGUUACAUCCGUAUAAUCCCGCUGGGCUGGCACACCCGCAUUGCCAUCCGCAUGGAGCUGUUGCUUUGCAUGAGUAAAUGCACCUGAUCCGGUGUAUUCCACCCAACUAUUUCCUGUGCCGCUCCUUUCUUACCACAACAUGCCAAAGUAAACAACACUGCCCAAUCACUGCCCAAUCACUGCGCUCACUCUUUUAAAAAAACAAGUGUUUUUGAGUUACAUUCAUUUUGGGUUCGAAAUGUUUCCUUUUCUUAAGAGAUAAAGACAUGUUUUUGCAUCUUUUUGUAUUCGGUUUAAGAACCAAAAAUAUAUACGUUUGCUGCUUUAGCAAAUAAAAUACAGAAGGGAGCGUCCACUGGAUGCCGAGGCCAGAGGAGACCACUCUGUUUAUGUUUAUAGAUGCAACAGAUGCUUGCAGAUCUCAGGAGAAAGGGGUAGAUCAUGUGGACGUGUACUGAAUGUUAUGUUUUUGUGUUGUGUGUUCUGAUGUGGUUCGUAAUGGUGACAUAGAGUGCUGUAUCCAUACUGUGGUGACCAGUUCCUUUUUGUAUGUAAUAUAACCCUACAUUGUUUAAUUGUGUUUGUGACUCACCCGAGAAAUGCCCUUGAAUAAAGGAAG
Messenger RNA from Xyrauchen texanus (razorback sucker), 1270 nucleotides. Its product is annotated as retinoschisin-like. Bases 43 to 738 code for a protein of 231 amino acids. Lineage: Eukaryota; Metazoa; Chordata; Actinopteri; Cypriniformes; Catostomidae. The record is from RefSeq and is a predicted model, not a curated record. The transcript has 6 exons.